AUGUUGGGCCUCAGCCCAUGAUAUAGAAAGAAGAAGUGCGCGUGAAGCCCGGGAUAGAAAGAAAAGGUGCGUGUGAAGCCCGGGGCCCUCUCCGGACUUGACGCCACUUCUUUCUUCAGGUAUAGAGAGGUCCCCCAGAACUACCGAAGAUAAACCGGCUCCGCGUUCUUCGCGUCUUCUCCAGUUGCGACGCGAUUGGGAAAUCAGAUAUUACCCACCUCCAAAACUUUCAUACGUACUUACUCAAUAUUCGAUUCAAUCGCCGACCUGUACCUUUCACUCGUACCUACACCUGUAUCGUCUGUACCUCAUUCCUCUCCUGUAGUGGAGGUGUUCGCACCUUCCUGAACUCUCAAACUUCGCGGAUCUCCCGCCAUGGCUCUUGAGAACUUUGAAGGAAUAUAUCUCGACUUAUCGAAGCAGUCCGGCAAAUGUCGAUUUGCGGAGACCGGUCUUGGAUGGAAGCCUCAAGGCGGCGGCGACACCUUCACUCUUGAUAAGUCACAACUCAAUCAAGCGAUCUGGAGCAGAGCGUCACGAGGAUAUGAAGUCAAGGUCUUGACUAGAGAGGGUCAAGUCUACCAACUAGACGGCUUCCAGGCAGAUGAUUUUGAUCGCUUAAGCAAAACUUUCAAAUCCUGGUAUACACUUAAUCUAGAGAACAAAGAGCAUGCUAUACGUGGAUGGAAUUGGGGCAAAGCCGACUUUGCAAAAGCAGAGCUCGUCUUUAACGUCCAAAGCAGGCCCGCCUUUGAAUUGCCCUAUGCCGAAAUAUCGAAUGCGAACCUUGCUGGCAAGAAUGAGCUUGCAGUGGAAUUCUCGCUCCCAGGCGAUGGUGAUGAGACGGGAACCAACGGGCAUCUAGGAGGAGCAAGAGGUCAUGGAAAGAAGGCUGGUGGUGCACGCGAUCAGCUAGUAGAGAUGCGCUUCUAUAUCCCCGGAACCACGACUACCAAGGUUAAAAAAGGCAGCGAUGACGAGGGAAGUGAGGAUGAAGGAGACGCUGAAGAGGAUCGAAAUGCCGCUGAGCGAUUCUACGAUGAGCUAAUGGCCAAGGCCGACAUUGGCGAAGUUGCUGGUGACAGUAUCAUUAAAUUUGAUGACAUCCUGCACCUCACCCCCAGAGGUCGUUUCGAAGUGGAUCUUUACGAAAGUUUCUUCCGUCUCCGUGGUAAGACGUAUGAUUAUAAAGUGCAAUACGAACAGAUCAAGAAAUUCAUGAUUCUACCAAAACCCGACGACGUUCACCAUCUUAUCACUAUUGGCAUCGACCCUCCUCUCCGCCAAGGUCAAACGCGAUACCCCUUCCUUGUCAUGCAAUUCAAGCGUGAUGAGGCAGACGACUAUACACUUAAUAUGACCGAGGAUACCAUAAAGGAGAAGUACAACGGUAAAUUACAAUUGGAAUACAACGGGCAACCUAUCUAUAAUGUUAUGGGAAACAUCUUCCGAGGACUUACCGGCAAAAAGAUUGUACAGCCCAGCCGCGAGUUCACAUCUUAUCACAGCCAAUCUGGUGUCAAAUGCUCCAUUAAAGCCAACGAGGGAUUCAUCUUCUGCCUCGACCGAUCAUUCAUGUUCGUUCCUAAACCCGCUACCUAUAUCGCCUUCGAUAACAUUCAGACGAUCACAAUGUCCCGUGUCGGUGGCGCCGUAUCCGCCUCUCGCACCUUCGACUUGCUCAUAACGAUGAAGAACGGUGCACAGGAACACCAAUUCAGCAACAUCAACCGCGAAGAACAAAACGCCCUCGAGAGUUUCUUCCGCGCCAAGAAUCUAAAGACUAAGAAUGAGAUGACAGAUGAUUCAGGCGCGUUGCUGGCAGCAGCAAUUCAAGCAGGUGACCUUGAUAGUUCUGACGAUGAAGCAGGUGCGGCCAGAGGAAGCGCGGACGAGGAUUCGGAGGAAGCCGAUGAGGACUUUCAAGGUGACUCAGAGAGCGACGUCGCAGAAGAGUACGACUCCGCGCACGAAAGUAGCGAUGGCGAUAGCGACGCGGAUAUGGAAGAUGGCGAUGGCGAUGCGGAUGACGAUGAUGGUGGUGACGACGACACAGAGUUGGCGGAGAGGCCGAAGAAGAAGUCGAAAACUUCAAAAUAAGGUAUUCUACGUGGGGUUCAUGAUUCUUGGCUAUUAUGAAGAUUUUCCCUGAAGCUAGACUCCGUGGAAGGAAGAGGCGUUUGUGGCGGAAUUGAAUGGUCCAUGCAUUCAUUAUAUUGGAACAGUCUCGUCGGACAUGCUACGCAGUUGUCUUCCACACGUUUCGAUGUGGAGACAUAGCCAUAGCCUGUCGUCUACUUUCCUGCGUCUCUAGACGACGUCAAGAUUCAGGCGUGCAUACUCUUAGCUACAUAGCUAUGAUUAAGCGUAC
Molecule: messenger RNA, 2371 nt
Organism: Pseudovirgaria hyperparasitica
Lineage: Eukaryota; Fungi; Ascomycota; Dothideomycetes; Acrospermales; Acrospermaceae
Product: SSrecog-domain-containing protein
Exons: 4
Coding region: 376-2100 (574 amino acids)
Cellular component (GO): nucleus; FACT complex
Molecular function (GO): histone binding; DNA binding; nucleosome binding
Source: RefSeq, a predicted model, not a curated record